Molecule: messenger RNA, 2374 nt
Organism: Ictidomys tridecemlineatus (thirteen-lined ground squirrel)
Lineage: Eukaryota; Metazoa; Chordata; Mammalia; Rodentia; Sciuridae
Source: RefSeq, a predicted model, not a curated record
UCUGUGAAUUAUCAAAUGGUCAAUGUACUAUUAAUUUACCUAUUCUUAUUUCAGGAACUGUUGACAUUCAGGGAUGUGGCUAUUGAUUUGUCUGAAGAGGAAUGGGAAUGCCUGGAACCUGCUCAGAGGAAUUUAUACAGAGAUGUGAUGCUAGAGAACUACAGAAACUUGGUCUUCCUGGCCAUGACCUCUCAUCAUACUCAGAAAAUUUUACCAGAACCCAGCAGACAGCAUUUAUUUAUAAAAAUGUUAAAGAGAAGAUAUGAAUAUUGCAAACUUGACCACUUACAAGAAAAGAAAAUACAGAAUAGUAUAGGUAGCAGUGAAGGUCAGAAAUCAUAUUAUAAAGGACAAGACCAAUUAGAAGUGACUAUUUUUAAUAAAAAUGUUCUUAAUACCAUCAACAGUCCUCAAGAAGAUUUAAUAGCUCACAAAAGUAUUCAAUUUAUAACUGAAGGACAAGUUUCUGAAAGUGUUGAUUUUGAAAAUUUUUUUACAAUCUCUUCAUCAUUCUGCAAUGAACAAAAGAUUUCUUCUCCUGCCCAAACAUACACUUUUAAUGAUUGUGGAAAGGCCCCUAUGUACUCCAUACUACUUAAUCAAAAUUCAGAUAUAGAUUUCUGGAAAGCAUGUAAUACAUGUGAUGAAACAAGCAACACCUUCAGCCAGGUCUCUAUGCUAAGCAAUUACCAGUGCCCUUACAUUGGAGAGAAAAAGCAUGAAUGUAGCAAAACUCAUAACAACUUUAGCUUUGGUUGCAAUAAAAGAGAACAUCAGUGUGGUCAUUGUGCACAGAACAUUUACAAAAAUGAGAAAUGGGAGAAUGUCUUUUCUCAAUGCACAAAUCACCAUCCAAGUACUCAGAUCCAAGAGAUGCCUUGCUAUUGUGAGGAAUAUGAGACACCUUCUUAUCUAACUGCAAGUCUUUCUCAGUAUAGUGGAGCUCAACCUGGAAGGGAGCCUUACAAAUUUAAGAAAUGUGGUCAAGCAGGGAGUUCCAUACCACUUUUCAAACACCACAGGUACCAUAACAGUGAACAACACUUCAAAUUUAAAGAAUGUGGCAAAACUUAUAAUCAAGAACAGCCCUCUUUUAAGCACCACAGAAUUCAUAAUGGACAGAAAUCCUACAAAUGUGAAGAAUGUGGCAAAUCCUUUAAUAUUUGCUCAACAAUUUCUAAAAACCUGAGAUGGCAUAGCAGUGAAGAUGUGUACAAAUGUAAGGAAUGUGAAAAAAAAAUUAAGAAAAUUUCAACCCUUCCUCAAUGCCAAAGUAUUCCUAUGGGAGAGAAGCCCCACAUAUGUGAAGAAUGUGGGAAAAGUUUUACUAAAAGAGGACAACUUACUCAACACCAGAGAAUACAUAUCAUAGAGAAGCCCUACAAAUGUGAAGAAUGUGGGAAAGGAUUUACUCGAAGAGCACAACUUACCCUGCAUCACAGUAUUCAUACUGGAGAGAAGCCCUACAAAUGUAAGGAAUGUAGCAAGGCUUUUAGGUGUAGUUCAUAUCUUACUCAACAUCAGAGAAUUCAUACUGGAGAGAAGCCCUAUAGAUGUAAAAAAUGUGGGAAAGAAUAUAGACAAACUGCAGGUCUUUCUCAGCACCAGAGUACUCAUACUGCAGAGAAACCAUAUAAAUGUAAAGAAUGUGGGAAAGGAUUUACUCGAAGAACACACCUUACUCUACACCAUAGUAUUCAUACUGAAGAGAAACCCUACAAAUGUAAGGAAUGUAGCAAAGCUUUUAAUCGAAGAUCAAACCUUACACAACACCAGAGAAUUCAUACUGGAGAGAAGCCCUACAAAUGUAAAGAAUGUGGGAAAGAAUAUACUCAAAGAGCAGGCCUUGCUCAUCACCAGAGUAUUCAUACUGGAGAGAAGCCCUACAAAUGUGAAAAAUGUGGCAAACGAUAUACUCAAAGAGUAGGGCUUACUCAACACCAGAGAUUUCAUACAGGAGAGAAGCCCUACAAAUGUAAUAAGUGUGUUAAAGCUUUUAGGUAUAAAUCAAGCCUUAGCCAGCACCAGAGAAUUCAUAAUGCAGAGAUUCAAGUUGAAGAAUGUGGGAAAGGUCUUAAUGAAAGAGUAUGGCUUACUCAUCACCAGACCAAUCAUAAUGAGGAGAGGUAGUACAAAUGUAAAAACUGUGCAGACCUUUUAGCAAUGGCUCAAACAUUGCUUAUCACUGGAGAAUUCAUGUGUGUAGAAUCCGGAACAGUGUAAAUACUGUGCCCAAGUCUUUACACAAACUUCAAAUUUUUUUUUAAUAUUAGAAACCUGAUACCUAUACGGAAUGGGGAAAGAUAUUUGCCUGAAAUAUAUGCCUUAAAAAACAGCAAAAUAUCUACAAUAAAGAAAACAUCUUUAGAAAUAU